AUGGCGUCGCCCCAGCGCGCGCCUCGCGCGGAGCUGGGCGACGCCGACGCGGGCGACGCCGAGGCGGGCGCGGAGGCUGGCGCGCCGUCGGCGCAGGCGGCCGCAGCCCCAGCAGCGGCGGCGGCCGGCGCUGGCGUGGAGGUCGCCGGCUUCGAGGGCUCGCUGCUGGAGGCGAUCGCCGACGGUGCCGUGGCGCAGCCGCCGCUGCUGGCCUUCGGCGCCUGGGUGCAGUGGCGCGCCGGCCCAGGUCGCCGGCUUCGCACUGCGCCCGCGAUCGCGGCCAGCGAGAGCGCGUUGUGGCGGAGCACCAUGGAGGCGCUGCACGGCCAGGACUGGCAGGCGCGGCUGCGCCAGCAGGGCCCCGCCGCGGCGCGCAGCCCCGCGACGCCAGCGGCUGCGCAGCCGCCGGCGGCCGACGACGUCCUGCGGCUGCUGGACUCGCCGGCGCGCGCGUCCGACGCGGGCUCCGACGCCACUGGAGCCCUGUCGGACGGCAGCUGGGGGCCGCUCACGGACGACGAGGUCCUGGAGCGGCUGCUCAAGGACGUGGAGCCGCACGAGUCGAUGCGCGACUUCGAGCGGCGCCUGCUGCGCGCGCGGGCUGUGCUGACGCUGCGGCGGCAGGCGGUGCCGGAGGGCGCGGUCGAGUUCGGCAUGAGGAAGGCCCGCUUCCUGGUGGAGGCGCGGGCCCACGGCGAGGGCGUGGCGGCCGCGCUGGAGGCGAAGCUGCACGCCGUCCUGGACGUCGAGACGGACGACGCCGACGAGGACGUGCGGGCGCUGAUGGACCUCCUCGCGGUGGUGCGCGGCGGCGGCAGCGCUCGCGACGCCGUGGCCGGCGGGGCGCCGGCGCGGCCCCCGCAGGACCGAGCCCCGCCCGCCGGGCCCGCCGGCGUCGGCGUGGCGCCCGCGGGGCCACCCGCCUUCCCCGCCUUCGGCGAGGACCUGCCGCCGGGGCUUCCCCCGCGGGGCGGGCCGACCGAGGCGGGCCCGGCGGGGCCCAGCUUGGCGGCAGCGCUGCAGGGCCUCGCGGGGGCGCUCGGCCAGCGGGCCGACAAGAAGUCGUCCACGAUCCAGGUGAAGCCGCACUACAGUCUGCCGACGCUCGGCGACGGCGACUUCGACGUGGACUCGUUCGUGGAGGAGUUCGAGGAGAUGGUCGGGCUGGCCAACGACGGUGCGGGGAUGUCGGCGACGGAGAUGGUGCGUGUGCUGGGGACCUGCCUGAAAGGCUCGCGUCAGCGGGCUUACAAGGUCGAGCUGCAGCAGGCUCGCCGGUCAGGCAGGCUGUCGGCGGAUCCCGACGAGGUGUACCAGAGCCUGAAGGAGCGGCUGAUGGAGUUCAAGGAGGGCUUGCUGGAGAAGCAGCAGCGGCUCAACGCCGAGUGGAGGACGCUCUCCCGCGGCAAGAUGAGCGCGCUGGAGUUUCAGGCGACGUUCGAGAACAUCGUGGCGGAGAUGGAGCUGGCUGGGAUGGGCAAGUCCGAUCGCGACCUGCUGCUCAGCUACCUGGCGCUCAUCCCUCCCUCGCACCGUGCAGAGGUGCUCAAGGAUCGCCGAGUGUAUCAGCGCUCUGGCGCCCAGCCCGAGGUCCGCGGCGUCGAGACCUGGAGGGAGGCCCAUCGCGUGCUGCUGAAGCUGGAGGAGGCCGAGAGCUCGGCCAAGGCGCUCGUCGCGGCUGUGGGCUCGGACUUCGCGCCCAGCCCGGGCGGCGGCGGUGGCCGGCGUCGGCGCGGUGGCGGUGGCGGCGAUCAGGAGCCGCCCGAGGUCGGCGCUGUUGGCGGCUCCGGCGGCGCCGGCGCUGAGGGUGCUGUGAAGGUCUGCUUCCAGAUGAGGGACAGCGGCACGUGCGCGCGUGGCGACGCCUGCAGGUUCUCGCACGACCGGGCUGCCAUCGCCGAGUCGCGGAGGACCAAGAAGGACGCUGCCGGGCCGAAGGGCAAGGGCGCGGACGGCAAGAAGGGCAAGGGCUCGGACGACGGCGGCAAGGGCGGCCUCAAGUCGCAGCUCUGCCUGCAGUUCCUCCGGGGUGCGUGCAGCAAGAGCGAGAAGGACUGCAAGUUCAGCCACUCGGGUAAGGCAGCUCAGAAGGUCGUUGCAGCGGUCUACGCUGGCGCGGCCGCAGCUAAGGCGCCGCCGCCAAGCCUCGGCAGCGCGGGCUCCCCCGGCAGCGGCCAGGGAGCAGCGCCUGCGGCCGAGGAGGCGGCGCGGCCCGCAGCCUCUGGCGCGGCGCCGAAGGUGCAAGCUGCGGCGGGGGGCAAGCUCGAAUGGGUGCGACCCUGCGGCGGCGUCUUCGGCCCGAGCUACGACCUCCCGCAGGUGAGCGUCGUCAGGGGCUCGCCCUCGCCCGAAGGAGCGCUGAAGGACCUGGACCAGAUCCCCGCCAGCGCCUGGACGCAGGUGCAGGAGCCCGACGACGGGUACCACUACUUGUGCCACACGCAUGUCUACGGCCUCAGCAUCAGGACGCUCCUUGAUGGCGGGGCGGUGUUCUCCCUGACGUGGGAGGCGACGAUCGUCAGCAUCAUCAACAGCGCGAUCGCGGAGGGCAAGUCUCCUGAGGACCCCGACUGGCCGAUCGCGGGCCUGAUGCACUGGGGCCGGGACUCGAAGGCCUCGUCGGUGGCGGACAAGGGCGACCUGAAGAUUCGUGGCAUGGUGGACCUGCGCCUGGCCUUCGAGGGGCUGGAUGGUACGCGAGUGGUGCGUGUGUUUCGCCUUCGGCUUCUGCGCGGGGGUUGGGACAGGCCGUUUCUUAUCAUUCUUGGGGCCCCAGCGCUCGAUGCACCCCCUCUGGGGAUCGGGCACCGGCCUACGCUACAGGGCCACUACUUGCCGGGGCUGGGCAUCACGGUCAAGCGUGCGGAGGCCGACGCGGUGCAAGCGAAGCUGUUGACCAUCUCGGCGGUGUUCUCAGAGUGCGAUGCCGAUAAGCGUCGAGGUGAGGAUCGUCGGGCUGCCAGCGCGGUAGGAUCCCUGGUGUGGUCCGGCGCGGCCUGCCCGAGCUACCCCAUCUGCAUGGUCGGCGGCCAGUGCCCCGCGGAGUUCGGCGGCGGCGACACAGGCGUGAUCGUGCUCGACGACUCGGAGUCCGCCGUCCCCAUCUACCUGAGCGGCGAGGAGGGCGUGCGGCUGGAGCUCGGCGACUGCGCUCUGGUGCCAGCCCGCGCUAGCGGCUUCGCAGCGGGUAUCGUCGGCGACGUGGUGGCGAAUGGCGCGGCGGCCGUCUGGGCCGCCCCCGGCCCUUGGCUCGGCCGGGAGCAGCUCGUCCUGGUCGGCAACUGGGACCAGCCCGGCGUCAGCAUCGAGGUCGGCGACAUCGUGGGCGCCGUGAUCCAGACCGACGGCGAGCCGGCCGGCGACGACCCGUCAGUGGCGCACGUGUGGCAGGAUUGGGACGAGCUGCGGGACAUCGUUGAGCUGGAGGUGCCGACGGACGAGUACUACGCCGAGCGUCUGGUCUACUGGCAGCGGAAGUACCCGAAGGCGGCCACCACCCUCCUCGAGCAUCUCUUGGCGGUCGAGGGCCUGCUGGACGUGUGCAUCGCGGCCGGGUACUCCAUGGGUGCCGAGAAGUCCCUCGACAGGCUGGCUCAGCCCUCCAUCGAGGCGCUCGGCGAGAUCGUGGGCCGCGAGGGCAGCGAGGCGUGCGAGCGGCAUCUGGAGCUUAUCAAGAACUGGUCGGUGCUCGAGGACGUGGCAGCGCUGCGGCGGUUCCUCGGCACGUUCAACUGGAUCCGCGGCCACUUCCCCAAGGAGGUGCAGAAGCCGCUGGGGAUCCUCACGCAGCAGCUCAAGAAGGACGCCGAGUGGCCGAUGACCUCCGAGAAGGUUGCGGCCCAGCGCGCCAUCCAGCAGCUCGCGUGCGAGGCCAUCCGCCUCGCGGUGAUCGACAUGGUCGGGGCGAUCUCGAAGGACCGCCCGCUCGAGCAGGUCGCGGAUUUUUGCCCCUACGGUUGGGGUGGCAGCGUGUAUCAGCUGGCCGCCGACCGCCGCACGCUCAACGUGCUGGCGAUGUACGGCGGCUGCCUCAGCUUGGCGCAGAGCAAUUGGCACCCCCGCCGGGGUGAGCUGUAUGCGCAGCGCGAGACCAGGCGGGAGGCACGUAAGGAUUUCGGUCGGCUGCCCGCCCUGUGCUGGACGGACCACGCGGCAGCGGUGAAGGACGCUACGGGCGAGGCCGAGACGGACUCCACCGUCAUCCGCUGGGUUGGCGAGAUCGAGAGCGACGGCAGCAGGCUGAUGAAUCUCUCGGGGCGGAGCGCGGCCCUUGGUGAUGGCCCCUCCCGAGAGAACGAGGCCCACGGCAAGUUCCUGCGCGAGCAGGCUCACUCCCUGGCGAACAUCACGAUCGAGGACAUCAUCGGCGAUGACUACCGUCCGGGGGAGGGGGUCCCGUGGGGCCUUGACGAGACCCCCGACGCGGCCGCCUUGCAGCUGGUGGCCGUGGCCGGGGCGGAGCGCGAGAAGGGCGACUCCAUCGCGCUGUACCUGCCGGACUACGGAUGCGAGAGGCGGCGGAGCGCAGAGCAGGCGCGGGCAGCUCGACAGCUGCAGCUGGCGGCGCCAGGCCUGCGGCUUCGCAUGAUCCCGCACGACCCUCCGCUGGCAGACGGUGCCGGCGGCCUGUGCUACAUCGCGCCUCCUCGCUUCCCAGGUGAUGCGAGUGGUAAGGCGCGGAAGCAGCUUCGCAAUGACGUGCUGACCGCAGUGGCCGCCGUCUUGCGAGAGUGUGCCGCGCGGUGGCCCAAGGUCGUGAUCGGGACGGGCCACGGCGGGCUGGUGGCGGCUGCAGCGGCCCACCCCAGAGUGGUGGAGGCCGCUCUCGCGCUGCGGUACGCGAGAGAGGCGGAGGGCAUGCAGGUCGCGGAGGCGUGGGUGAACGUCAGGGCGUUCGUGGCGAUCGGGCCGCGCGCCCACAGCCCGAGCAGGAUCGGCUUUGUGCGAGAGGCGUUUCCGGAGUUCGGAGCGACUGCCCACGGCGACGAGCGCCCGGCCCCCCUCUAUUUGGUGGAGGGCGCCGGGGCGCACCGCCGUUUCGGGCAGGACCUCGGCGAGGCGCUGGGCGUGAAGGUGUCGGCCACGCUGGGCGAGGUCCUCAUGCAGGAGGUGGUCUCUGCCCCCCCGCGGCUGCUGGAGUUCAGCGGCGGCCGCUGCGCGUGCGGGCGGAGUUCGCUGGUGCUGGCGCGGUGCGGCCAGUGCAUCAGGGCCGACCGCGAGCUCGAGGAGGAGGCGCGGCUGGCUGAGGCGCCGGAGGAGGCGUUCGGGCAGCCCGACGCGGUCGACGUGGCGGCCUCGGCGGCGCGCAUGCGCGCGGUCCGCCCGCAGCCGGCAGUUGCCGUCGGGCCUGGCCCCUGCAUCGCCGUGUCGGCGGAGCUCGUGCGGGACCUCCUGGAGUUUGGCGGCGGCCGAGCGGAUUUCACGUGCAACUGCAUCCGGGUCCGCCGAGCGCCGGCCGCGGGCGUCGUGGCCUUGGAGGCCGCGCGGGGUUUCUCCUAUCGGUUGUCGUGCUUUGUCGUGCCACAGGGGCCCGAGCCGGGCGUGGAGGUGGCGCUGGCGCAGCCGUGCGUGGAGUUCGGGCUGGAGCUCGUCACGGAGAUCGACGUGGAGCUGCUGCAGGCGGGCUUGCCGAAGGGCGCCGAGCUGGUCCAGCUCUUCGCCUGCGCCUGGCUGCUGUGGGAGGGCGGUGCGCGCCUUCCCGCGCUGGGCGCUACUCACGUGCAUCGGCACUGCAGGGGGUCGGCCGUCAGCAACGGUGCGAUCAUCAAGGUGUCCUCCUACUCCUCCGCCUACUCCGAGGUCUUCGCGGGCGCCCUGGGGCUAUCAUGGUACCGGGCCCUCCGCGAUCGCUUCGGCGGGCGGGCAUCAGGAGCCUUCGUCGAGUUCGCGGACUCCGACUUCGCGCGCGGCGAGCGGGAGGCCUUCGAGGUGCCGGACGUCCUCGGGGCGAUCACCAACAUGCGGGCGCCGGCGUCUGAGCAGGCAUGCUCCGUCGGGCGCGUGGCAUGCGCCCCGGAGCGCGGCACUGCGGCCUUCGACGCGGAGGUGGCGGACGGGCGCAAGCUGGAGGACGCCGACAUCGCCAUCAGGGAGGAGUACGCCGCGAGGGUGCGGGGCUGUGAGCCUGAGGCGGGGAGCGAGCCGUUCGAGCUGUCCAAGUCGCUUCGUGCCCACAUCAUCGGGGACCAGUGGAAGGACGAGGAGCUCGGGGCCGUCUGCAUGCAGCUCCGCGCCGAGUCUGGCGCCGGCGACACCCCCGAGGCGCAGCGUCUCGGGGAAGACUUCGCGCUCGAGCAGUUCGUGACGGUGGGCCCAGGGGAGCAGCGCUGGCUGCUUGUCCUCCCUGCGUCUGGCGGCCCGGGCUCGGGUAUAUCGUGGAGGCGCUUCGUCUUCCUCCACGUUCACGCUGGUCCAUCUGGGGGUCACAAGACGGUGGUCGCCACUCGUGAGUGCGCCCGGCGGCUGGUGGUUUGGCCGGGGCUCGCGGCGGACAUCGAGAAGUGGUGCGCUAGCUGCUGGGCCUGCCUCCGAUUCAGGAAGCAGACUACGAAGGUGCAGGCCAGCUUCAUCGUGGCACGGCACCGGCUUCCUUUUCAUCAUGUGGUCAUCGACGUGGAGGGCCGUAUCACUCCCCCCGACGUCGACGGGCACGCGUAUGUGCUGACCUACAUCUGCGUGACGACGGGGGCCCCCCUUUUCGAGCCGCUCAAGCACCUGCAGCACUCCGAGGUCCGGCGCGCCUUCUUUCGAUGCGCGACUCGGGCCAAGACCUGGCCGAUGCUGGUUAGUUCGGAUCGUGGCAAGGAGUUCUGCAACGCUCUCAUGGAGGAGCUCUGGGCGCUCCUCAACUUCGCAGGCCGCUUCGGCACGUCGUGGAGGCCCUGCGAGCAGGCGGACGCGGAGCGGUCCCACAUCGAGUGUGCGAGGGAGAUCGGCAUCUUCCUGCACGACGUUUUCAAGUGUGCCCCCGGCCAGUGGGCCGAGCUUCUGCCGAUCGUCGAGUUCGUGUUGUGGAACUCGCCCGGCAAAUCGGCGCUGUCGCCGAGGGACCUCUGCAUGGGUUGGUCGUUGGCUUCGCCGCUGGAGAGGGAGCUGCUGCCGCUGGAGCCCGCCGUUCGUGAGGCAGUCUCCGACGUCGCGGCAGCGCAGUUCGAGCAGUUCAGGCGUUUGCGGGAGGUUUAUCUUCAGCAUCGGGCUCGAGCCGGCCGACGCAGAGCGGAGCUGGCGAAUCGCACGAGAUCGUCGAGGCGCCCGGAGGUCGGGGACAUGGUAUUGUUCAAGGACCCGAAGCUCUCCAAGGCCGUGGCCGGGCACGCCCCAGGCCGCCGGCCCCUACGCGGCCCCUUCGAGGUCCUCUCCACGAAGGGCAACGUGGCCACGUUGCGGGACCCCGAGACCCAGCAGGUGCUCAAGGACAUCCACGGGGAUUUCUUGGUCGGCGUCCCGGGCUUGGUGGACGACACGGAGCGCAUCGUGAAGCUGGAGGAGGACGACGGCCGUGGCAGGGCCUCUGCCGGACAGCUUCUGGCAGCGCGGCUGGCCCCUGGAGGCGGCGAGGCCGCCGAGGCGCUGGCGCCGCGCGUGAAGGCGCGGAUGCGAGAGGUGAAGGUCGGGCGGCUCGUCGCCUACCAGGGCGAGGAGGCGAAGCGCUGCCGGGUGGGCAAGGUGCUGAGCCUGGCCGAGGACCUGAGCAGCGUGACGGUGCACGUGUACCAGGCGGCGGUCGACGGACGGCUGCAGGUGGUCUGGACAGCGGCGUACGACCGCCAGGAGGGCGCGGACUUCCAGCGGCAGAGAGUCGAGACGCUGGAGGCGAAGCGGGUGCUGGGUGUCGUGGAGCUCAACAAGGGCGUUCUGAACCACUCGGCGGCGAGCAGGCUGGCGCGGGCCGGCUGGCGGCUGGACGAGGGGACCGUACGGCACGGUGCCUUGGCGGCGGCGGCAGUGGCGCCGGCCGCGCCACGGCCCUCCGACCUCCCUUCGAGCCGCGUCAUCGCGCUCGUCGCAGCUUGCCGUCCGCUCGAGGAGCUCGACCUGAAGAUCGGCGAGGCGGUCCAGAGCUUAGGCGCUGCCAACGCGGUGUGCAGCGUGGUGGCCGGCAUCGACCUCAAGCGCAGGACGUACGGACAGUACUGGGACCUCAGCAGGGCUAAGGACCGUGCCCGGCUUCGCUACCUGCUCUUCGAGGUGCUGAGGCCGGCAGGAGCCCACUGGGCGCUCCCCUGUGCGAAGUGGAGCAGCCUCGGUGGCCACCAGCCCGACGCCAACGCGCACGCGCUGGCCUCCUUCACCAUGGACGGCCUCGAGCACCUCGACGGCGCGGGCUGCCUGGCCUCCUUCGAAGGCCCUCGAGCGCACGCGCUGGUGGCAAGCGCGGAGUGGCAGCAGCGGUUCGGGUCAGCCGAAGCGCCGCGCGGGCGCUGGCGAUACGUGCUCCCCGACGGCUGCAUGUUCCACUGCAGGAGCCCGGACGAGGAGCCCCUGGCCAUGCAGAAGCCGUACGUCAUCGUGGGCAACUUCCCGCUGGACUUGCUGGACGUCCAGUGCCGCCGUGGAGCGCUGCGGCCGCUAGGGCGCGGCCUCGAAGGCGUCGAGGUCGCCUCCGCGGAGCUGGGCGGCGACGCCGGGAGCUCCAUGAUCGGAGCCGCGCGGGCGCCGGAGGGGCCUCGCAUGCCCUGCGAGCCGGGACGCGCGGCCGCUCCGGCUGCUGGGGUGACGAGGUCGGUGGACAAGCUGAGCGACGCUGAGAUGGCGGAGAAGAAGGCACGGCGGGAGCCGGCAGCGGCGGCGGCGAAGAAGAAGUGGGCCGAGCUGGCCAAGAAGGGUGACUGGGACCAGGUGCGGAUGCCCGGCAAGUGCUUCAGGUUUGCCGAGGUGAAGGUUUCGCCGAGGCGCUCGGCAGAGUACAAGGCUAAGGUUCUGGAGGCGGUCGGGCUCGUCGGCGAGUGCGCGGGCUACAAGCACCUGGGCAGCCAGGAGCUGGAGGCGCUGAAGGAGAUGAUCAGCCUGAAGGCCGAGGCGUUCUGGGUGAAGGGCACCGCGCGGACGGUCAUGCGCGGCUUCAAGCACGACGUGGUGACGACCGGCUUGCCUGUGCGUGGGCCGCCGAUCCGCCUUAAGGGCCCGGAGGCUUCCAUCGUCCGCGAGGAGCUCGAAGCGGGCGUGGAGCAAGGGCUGUACUCCAGGGGGACCUCGCCCUGGGGCAGCUGGGCCUUUCCGACCAAGGAGCACGCGAGCGGCCGGAGGCGUCGGACCGUCGUGGACUACCGCAUGGUCAACCGCAGGAUGGUGAUGUUCGUGUACUACAUCCGCCGGUGCCGAGACGUCAAGGGCGAGCUGGUGGGCUGCGCCUUCAUCUCUGGCAUGGACGGCGCUCGCGGCUUCAAUCUCCUGGUCAACACUGAGCACGCGAAGGAGGUCCUGGCUGUGCUGGCGGACUGCGGCUGCUACCUCCCCGAGGUGCUGCAGCUGGGGCCAGCGACGGGGCCCUUCGACUUCCAGUUCUGCACCGACGAGCUGUUCACUGGCACCGGCCGCGGACGCUACGGAUCGGUUUGGAAGAACUACAUCGACGACUUCUGGGUCAGGACGGGGCAGUGGCUGAACGGUCGCGCCUACACCGACCGAGAGUACGAGGAAAUGCUGGCGGCGGCAUCCCCCCCCCCAGCUGCCUCUCGCCCGCUGGGCGACUCGCUGGCAGCAGCCGGGUUCGCGGGGACCCGCAAGGCCAGCCAGAGCUACGACCACGCCAAGGGCGUGCUCGUGGGGCUGUGCGUGGCGCAGUCGGCCACGGGAGCGGCGGCUAUGGAGGGCGGCGGCGUUGCCUUGGCGAACGGCCUCCGCAUGCUGGUGGUGGCUGCCGCGGUGCGCACGGCGUCCUUGGUGGAUGAAGGGCUGCGCGCGGGCGUGCAGCUGACUCAGGACAUCUUCGAGGCGGGUGGCGACCUGGUCCAGAGCGUCUCCUGGAACCUCAGCGGGCUCAUCCACGAGGUGUGCGAGGGGGCGGUCCUGGUGGUGCGCGUCCUGGUCGUCGUGCAGUGCUGCUACGCUCUCUACUGCCUGCGCUCGUGGGUGGCUUGCCGUUCGCAGCGGGCGGCGCUGGAGCGGGCUGCCACCGCCGGCGAGGCGGCUCAGCGCGGACUCACGUCCAGCGCGCGAGCCUGCGAGGCCGGCGACGGGCCCGCCUUCGGCCGCGAGCCGAUGGCCAGAGCGGCAGCCGCUGGGAGGAGCCCGAGCGGGGCCCUCUCAGCAGCAGAUGGCGCCGCCAGCCCUGUGGUGGCGCUGUGGCGCGAGGCGGAGUUCGAGACGCCCCUGCUCGGAGCGGCGGCACGCCCCCGAGCGGAGGUCCUCCAGAUCCAGCGGAGCGCGGCGGUGGCGCUGCGGGACCUGGAGCACUCGGACCGCCAGCGCGCCGCGCGCGCGCGCGACCUGGCCGCUUGCGGUGCGGUGGUGUCCGCAAAGCUGGUAGAGGCUGCGCGCAGCUCAGCAGUGAAGGACGCGGGCGACCUGUGCGAGUUCGAGGUUGAGGUGGCCGGCAGCCGCGGCGUGCGGUACGAUGUGCGGCUUCGCGCUGGACGCUUGGCCGCAGCGUUGCUCCCCGCAUCGUGCACCUGUGCGGACUUCGUCGGCGGCGUCGGCAGCCCCUGCAAGCACAUCGGGGCGGCCUGGUGCUGCGCGGUGGACGGCAACUUCAGCGAGCUGGUGGAGCUGGCGCUCGCGGCCGGCCGCAAGGAGGGAGCUGCCGCUGGACCUCAGCGACGCGCAGCCCUGGCGCCGAGCGACUCCCUUGGCCUCGCGGGGGCCGUGCGGGAGCUCCGCGACUCGGAGGCCGAGGUCGUGCGCCUGCGCGAGGAGGUCCAGCAGCUGAAGGCGCAGCUGGGGGCGACCUCCCGGCGCGGAGCCGUGACCGAGUUCCUCUCGGCGUCGGAGACGCUGGCGGCUUGGGCGCGGGCUUGCGGUGAGGCCGAGAGCUAUGUGUAUGUGGCGUGCUUCACCUUCGACCAGCCGGGCGUGGUGAACUACCUGGAGGCGGCUCGAGCUCGAGGCCUCACAGUCCGUUUGGUGUUCAGCGGCCGUGACAAGGCCCUGACCAACAACCAGGGGCCGCGCCUGCAGCGGCUCCGAGCCUGUGGGUGCGAGGUGCGCGCUCACAAGGGAUCGCGGCUGCACGCCAAGGUGAUGAUGACAGAGCGCGAGAUUGUGCUGGGCAGCUGCAACUUCACGACUGCCAGCUUGGGCAACGUGGAGCGCGGGGCCAGCCUGCAGGAGCUGUCCGAGGAGACGGUGCUCGAGCAGAAGGAGUGGUUCGAGCAGCUGUUCGAGGCGGCGUCGCCCUUCAAGGACGGGAUCGGCGAGGCGCUGGAGGCCGGCUGGGCGCGAGGCCUGGCGGCCGUGGCGCUGAGGCGCGAGGCGCUGGAGGCCGGCUGGGCGCGAGGCCUAGCGGCCGUGGCGCCGAGGCGCGAGGCGCUGAAGGCCGGCUGGGCGCGAGGCCUAGCGGCCGUGGCGCCGAGGUGCGAGGCGCUGGAGGCCCGCCGGGCGAGAGGCCUAGCGGCCGCGGCGCGAGGUGCUGGAGGCCAUCUGGGCGAGAGGCCCAGCGGCCGUGGCGCCGAGAUGGCAGGAGCGCGGCAUUUUGCUGCGCCGUCGACGCCCGGCAGCGCCGGGAGCUAUGAGCGACUGCAUGGCGCCGAGUUCGGCGACUUCAAGGAAUUCAUCGACUUCAAUUUUGUGGAGCGGCACGUCGCGGAGGACUGGUGCCCUGCUCGAGGAGAGGGGCACGUGAGGAGCGGCAUGGGCGCACAGGCGGCGGAGUGCGGGCCGGCGACGACGGCCCCGGGCCCGCGAGGGCCCAUAGGGCCCGAGGGCGGCACCUGGAGGCCGCUCUCGAGGCCCUGA
Molecule: messenger RNA, 11892 nt
Organism: Prorocentrum cordatum
Lineage: Eukaryota; Dinophyceae; Prorocentrales; Prorocentraceae
Source: the annotation of a GenBank genome assembly